ACUACAUGUAUGUGUACGGUUACUGAAGCGACAUUCUGCGUCGCUCCGCGUCCCUGCACGUGGACACUCCUCAGUUCACCGCAUGGUAUAAAGGCAUUCUCAGGACGCUCGUUGCAAAGUGCAGUGACUGCGACUGAAGUUAAACCGGACAAUCCGCUGAAAAAGCCUUGUUUUAGUUAUGGCCAGUUCAUGUAAAACGCCGGUUAAACACGAUGGAGUGGAGGACGUCGGAGCAGCUGAAGCGGCUGCUUGUCCAGACUUCGUUCGUCUCAAGAGCGUUUUACCACCGAAGUACCGCAACGAGCUGCUAGAACUUUUUAAACUAGCUGGACCCGUGAUCAUUUCCCAGGCCAUGAUCUUCAUGGUUGGUUUUGUCAGCAUGGUUUUCUGUGGUCACUUGGGAAAAACUGAAUUUGCAGGAGUAUCGCUGGCAGCUGCAGUAGUCAACGUGACUGGUGUUUCUAUUGGCAUUGGAUUGUCGCUGACGUGUGACACCCUCAUAUCUCAGACGUAUGGGAGCGGUAACUUGAAGCGAGUGGGUGUGAUUCUGCAGAGGGGGGUUCUGAUUCUGCUCCUGGCCUGUUUCCCCUGCUGGGCCGUCCUCAUCAACACUGAACCCCUGUUACUGGCUGUCAGACAGAGUCCAGAGGUCGCCAGUCUCGCCCAACUUUAUGUGAAGAUCUUCAUGCCUGCUCUGCCGGCCACUUUCAUUUAUCAGCUGCAAGGAAGGUACCUUCAAAAUCAGGGAAUUAUUUGGCCUCAGGUGAUAACUGGAGCUAUUGGAAACCUCCUAAAUGCCGUCAUCAACUACAUCUUUCUCUUUCCUCUGGAUUUGGGUGUCGCUGGAUCUGCAGCAGCUAACGCCAUCUCCCAGUACGUGCUGGCUGUGGUCUUAUUCGUUUACAUCUUCUGGAGGGGGCUUCACAAGGCCACAUGGGGAGGCUGGUCACUGGACUGUCUGCAGGAAUGGGGACCCUUUGUUAAGUUGGCCAUUCCCAGUAUGCUCAUGCUUUGCCUGGAGUGGUGGCUGUUUGAAGUGGGAGGAUUCCUGGCUGGUAUCAUUAGUGAGGCUGAGCUGGGAGCUCAGUCCAUAAUAUAUCAAUUGACAAUAAUAGCUUUCAUGUUCCCGCUAGGAAUCUCUGCUGCUGCCAGUGUCCGGGUUGGAAAUGCUCUUGGUGCAGGAAACGUGGAACAGGCUAAACUUUCAUGCAAAGUCUCCGUCAUCUGUGCAUUCAUAAUUUCAUGCAUUGUUGGAACUAGUUUCAGUUUAUCUAGACAUGGCAUUGGAUACAUUUUCACUAAUGAGCAAGACAUCUUGCUGAGGGUAGCUGACGUCAUGCUUAUAUUUGGCUUCAUGCAUGUAGCUGAUGGAACUGCGGCAGUAACUGGAGCUAUCCUCAGGGGAGCAGGAAAACCGUUGGUUGGUGCUCUGUGUAACCUGGUGGGAUACUACUUCAUUGGGUUUCCCAUUGGUGUGUCUCUCAUGUUUGCAAUGAAAAUGGGCAUUGUGGGACUAUGGAUAGGACUCACAAUUUGUGUGCUUAUGCAGUCGAUUUUCUUCAUUGCAUAUUUGUGUAGACUAGACUGGAGGAAGACUUCAGAAGAGGCUCUUGUGAGAGCUGGAGUCAAAUUAAAAAAAGAAAAAAAGACAGUGGAGAUGGAAAAUAUGGGCUCCAGUCAGACACCGAACCAGAGCAGCGCUGCUCCAACCCAAGGUGACAAUGCUCCAGAAAAUCACCCCUACGUGGAGGUGCAAAUUCCAGAUAAUCCAGACCACAAUGUAUCUACAACCACCACAGUGGGAGUUGUUCUCCCAGUAAAGCAGCUCAUUCUACGACGUGGUCUGGCGUUGCUGCUUAUGGUUGUCAUCCUCGUUGUUGGAAUCCUACUUAGUGACUUUCUAACCCACCUGUUGAAAUGAGUCCUCCAAUUAUGUACAGCUGACUGUUAGGCUGACGGUUGUUAGGUUUUAUUGCUCAACAAUAUUUUUAAGUUAAUGCAGUCUUAACUUGUAGUAUAACUGGUGACAUUUUACUAGAAAUUGCACAGUGAACAACAUUAGCUUGCUGACAAGUGUCACUUACUGUUUGGUGACAAGGCAAAGUCAAGGCAAACCGAGCCUGAUAAUCCAGGAGGGUAACCAGAGCAAAUGAACCUGAAAUGCUAAUUAAUGAAUGGAAGUCUUGGACUUCAGCGGACAGUAAAAAAGAGAUGGUGUGCUGCCUCUAGUAAAAAAAGUAAGUACCACCAGUUACACAAAUAGAGGAUGUUUGCUUUCGUAAGAAAGCUAUAUCAUAAUCUGACGUAGAAUUUUAUUGUAAUGCGAUUUCUUAUGACUUUUGUGGAAAAUUGUACAAAAUGCCCCUUUAAUGAUGGAAUUUUCAGUAAAGAUGUGUUUUUGUUAUUAAAUGGCCCAAUCAUUUAUUUAAAACAA
Molecule: messenger RNA, 2434 nt
Organism: Betta splendens (Siamese fighting fish)
Lineage: Eukaryota; Metazoa; Chordata; Actinopteri; Anabantiformes; Osphronemidae
Product: multidrug and toxin extrusion protein 1-like
Exons: 16
Coding region: 179-1921 (580 amino acids)
Biological process (GO): xenobiotic detoxification by transmembrane export across the plasma membrane
Cellular component (GO): membrane
Molecular function (GO): antiporter activity; xenobiotic transmembrane transporter activity
Source: RefSeq, a predicted model, not a curated record